Molecule: messenger RNA, 1575 nt
Organism: Cotesia congregata
Lineage: Eukaryota; Metazoa; Arthropoda; Insecta; Hymenoptera; Braconidae
Source: the annotation of a GenBank genome assembly
AUCUCCUGUUAAAUAAUUAUUCACUUACAUAAUUUAAUGUUUCCCACAUUUCAGCAGCCGAUUCCAAUUUACGGGCCAGAAACCAGAUAUCACAACAGAACUGUCUCCACGACUCCAUUUCAGAGAUUUGCUUUUGGAAAGGCUUACACUUCAACUAGCAAUUACAAUGAUCGGAUGAUUCCUCCUCGCCGUGAGUUGAAUGUCGAUAUAGCCAAACACAAACUUGGUGAAAAAUAUAUUUCAGUGGAUGAUAAACCAUAUCUGGAUGUCAUCGGACAGAUGAAAUUACUGCAUACUGAUUGGAAGAAGCGAAUGAUGACCGAGAGCUUGAAUGAGAUCGAGCCUUUUCAAGGGCUCAAAGAUCAACGAAUUUUGAGUUUUAACUCCAAACAACGGCCACUUUCAACCCCUUCCUGUUACAAACCAGGUUUCGAUCCUGAUAAACGAUCAAGUGUCAUCAAAAAAUCAUCGAUUGAUGACGUUUGGAAGGCCAAAUCUCGAUGCAAGCCGCUACUUAAGUGCUGGGAAAGUGCUGUUGAACUUUCAGGAUAUAUUCAUUUUCCGAGCCGUGGAAUGAUUGAUUGGAGCUCGAAAAACAUGAUGCUGGUCGCGGUGGAACAAGAAAUACUUGUUUUCAAGGAUUCAUGGGAAACCCAAUGCGUAUCAGCAGUAGUAAAUAUCGAGGCUGAAAAUAUCGGGACGCAGAAAAUUCGAGGCGUCAAAUGGAAUCACGCGGGAGACCGUUUUGUGAUGUACUCAGAGUCACUGAAAUUGUGCUGUUAUGAUAUCACAGCUGGGAAAAUUAUUUGGAAACAUAACUGCUCCUGUCCCAGAUGUUCUAUUCGAUGUAUUGCUUGGAGUAAAACAGAUCGCCAAGUUUUUACAGGAUGCAACAAUGGAAAACUUUCUAUAUUCACUAUAAAUGGAUCAUAUAUUGCGAAGGAGGAGUCCGUAAUAGUUCACGAAGGAUCAGUGUUGGACAUGGUGAUAUCACCAGAUGAUCAAUACAUUGCAACAACCGGCGCAGAUAAGAAUAUUAGUAUUUAUCAGCUUAAAGGAAUUGUUCCAUUUCUCGAAAUAGGAUAUUACGAUCCAUCAGAGGCCUUGGCUUGGCAUCCAUGGGAAAAAGGAGUUCUCUGCAUAGGCGGUGGAAUCGGCGAUGGCUCACUAUCCCUCUGGGACAUCCCGAAGCAAAAGUCCCUGGAUUAUAGACGAGUUAACUUCUUAAGUCGCGUGAAACAUUUGGCGUGGAACAAGCUCAGCGGAGAACUGGUUGUCGUGUGGUACUACUGGGAGGGUACCACUCGUUCAACGACUAUUCCCGUUUUAGCCAGUUGGAACCGAAUUGUCGAUGGAAUAAUUAUUCAAAAAAAUACUGAUUCAUUAUCAUUCAACCACCGUAUUGCAAACGUCGUUUGGAAUCCUCACCACACCAGACUUGGUAUCCAGACUGGCGAUCGUCUUUACUUGUAUAAUUUCUUCGACGACUCCAGUUCUGAGUGGGAGGAUACUGAUAAAAAUAAAAUACGCCCUGCUGGUCAGAGAAGUAUUUUUGAUUUAAAUUGCAUACGCUGA